AUGUUGGCCACCCUCAGCGCUAUGCAACACGUUACGAACACACCAUCCACGAACAAGAUGCCCACCUCUCCCUCAAACACCCGGAAGCAUUCUCCUUUUCCAAAACUCAGUCGCCCCAUCCCCGCCAGCUGGGCUGACGACGUUGAUAGCCCCGUCGAGCAGCGCCGCCAUCACAAUGCCUUCGGGCUACCUCAGGGCACCCCUUCUAAGCUACAGACAGGAAGCAUGCUCAAUCCCGACAACAAUAUGACCGUGGAUUCUGCAGCGCAGCCUGAGAAUGCGCGCUGGAAGGUCAACGGUGCCGGACAGCUUGUCCACGCUGAUGCUGCGACCGCCUUCCUCGCCGACGAUAUGGCCAGGCUCAAGAUUAACAACGGCGGUGUCAGUGAUGUCGCGGACUCGGCCAUCAACGGUGCACCUGGUGUCAAGCUGCAGGAGGCGGGCCCUCUCGACAUGUCCGCCCACCCCACCGCCAAGUCGGGAUCACCACCGUCGGAUCAACAUCUUGGUUUGCCGAACCACAACCGGACCGACUCAACCUCCAGUCAAACGUCGAAUGGACCUGGUUCCGCACAUCGUGACCGCCCGCAUUCCUACUCUGGAGGUAUCUCGACUGCGGAUCUUCGCCGUCUGCAAGGCAUUCCCGAGCCUGAGCAGGCACGUGCUGGUCCCGGUGGACAGGAAGGACAAGUCCAAACUGAGCAGACCACGUUCCCGUCGCUUGCCUCGCAGCCGCGUCAGCAACCUGGAAGUCCCGAUCUUCAAGUCGACUACGGCGUCCAGCAGCGUCAAUUCCAGCCUAUCACGAUCGAUACUCGCGUAAACGGUCAAAAUGCUCACAACUACCGAUCGCCAGCCUUGCAACAGCGGGCAUAUAAUAGCCAGCAGGGCGCCGCUCAGUCUCUCGGCGGGACCAACAUGCACUACCCUAUGCAGGCAGGUGCCGCGAACAACACCCAGGCUGCCUUCGACAAUCCAGCCAUUGCUCGUGUCCAGCAACAGCAAAACUUCCGCAACAACCACCAACACUCGUCUUCCGACCCCGUUCACCUACGUGAUACGGCGGCGGCGGCACUUGUGAACGGCGGCAUGCCGUUCACCCCUGGCCUGUACCCACUUGCCGGCGCCCCAGGAGUCUAUCCGGGCGCUUUCUUCCCCCCUCAAGAGGCAUACGCUCCCGGCGUCGCCCAGAUUAUGGCCGCCGCGCGUAUUCAGCAAGGCUUCGGUCAGCCGUACGGUUUGAACAUGCCGAUGCUGCAACAGACGCCAACAGGGGGAAGCUCUGGCUCUCAGUCACAGCUUGCAGUGGAUCCUACUGGAAAUGGGCCAAGUGCCAAUAAUCGGAAGCUUGGCCUUUACAAGACGGAGCUUUGCCGUAGCUGGGAAGAAAAGGGCUCAUGCCGGUAUGGGCCGAAGUGCCAAUUCGCCCACGGUGAAGAGGAGAUUCGCAAGGUUGCGCGUCAUCCGAAGUACAAGACCGAGAUCUGCCGUACAUUCUGGGUGUCGGGUUCUUGCCCGUACGGGAAGCGCUGCUGCUUCAUUCAUACCGAACUACCCGCGUCUGGUGCUCCGCCUGGUGCUGAUGGCGCACCUCCGCCCAAGAUCGCCCAGCCUCAGACCAUGCAACCCCAAGAUAACCGCCCUCGCUCGGACAGCGAUUCAACCGAGGGGCAACAGGUCUCCCGGCUACAGCGCAUUCAGAAGCAAGAACAGUCACCCACAACGGGUGAGACGACACCCUCGACUGCCUAUCCCACUCCGACGAACUCUAUGCCGCCGCGCCAGCCUCCGCUCCGCCUCGAUACCGCGUCGCUCGACCAGCCAGCGCUGAACAAGACGCAGAAUAAGUCAGCUUACCCUGCCUUUGCCCCCAACGCGGGUGCGAUGUUCCGCAAGGACGAGAAUGCAGGCAGCCGCUCGCCAGGUCCUGUCACCGCAGGACCCGAUCUUGGCCGUCAGCGCAUGGAGUUUCCGGGUUUCAGCAAUCAGGGCAACGCCAACAAACGUUCUUCUGGUUCAAGCGUACGCCACUCCUUUAAUGGCACGGAGGUUAUCAACUUGGGUCUCAAGUCGCCGACUCCGCCAUCUGGCAGCUCGUCGCCAUUUGCCACACCUGCGCCGGAGCUUACGCCGCCUCGCGCAGUCAGCCAUGCUCGUUCAGGCAGCGCGGGUAACUGGAGUACCCUUGCUCGCAGUGUCGCCUUCCCGGGUCCUCAGACCGCGGCGCCCAUCAACGAGCAGCGCGCGAACGUUCCGUGGCUUUCUGCUGUUGACGGCCCUGGCACCGCUGCUCGCUGGUAA
Molecule: messenger RNA, 2301 nt
Organism: Peniophora sp. CBMAI 1063
Lineage: Eukaryota; Fungi; Basidiomycota; Agaricomycetes; Russulales; Peniophoraceae
Source: the annotation of a GenBank genome assembly